Notolabrus celidotus (New Zealand spotty) is the source of this 1513-nucleotide messenger RNA. It is a transcript of the gene tspan33a, whose product is annotated as tetraspanin 33a. Lineage: Eukaryota; Metazoa; Chordata; Actinopteri; Labriformes; Labridae. Gene Ontology annotation, cellular component: membrane. The record is from RefSeq and is a predicted model, not a curated record. The coding region runs from base 54 to 845 and encodes 263 amino acids. The transcript has 8 exons.
UUUCGUCCUAUAUUUUCCGUCGGAUUUUUAAAAGGGCACAAUUUGCAUCCCACAUGUACGGAAGAGGAUUAAGGCCACUGGAAGCAAAAAUAUAUAUAAUCGCGUUGGUGAUGGUGGCCAUAGGCGUGUACGCCCGCAUGAUGAAACAUGCAGAGGCAGCUCUAGCGUGUCUCUCAGUGGACCCUGCCAUGAUGCUGAUGGUGGUGGGAGUCCUCAUGUUUAUCAUCACCUUCUGUGGCUGUGUGGGCUCUCUGCGAGAAAACAUCUGCCUCCUGCAGACAUUCUGUAUCUGCCUGACUGUGAUCUUCAUGCUCCAGCUGGUUGCAGGGGUCCUGGGCUUUGUCUUCUCUGAUCGGGCUCGGGAUCGAGUGACUAGUAUGAUCAAUAAUUCCAUCGUCCACUACAGAGACGACCUUGAUCUACAAAACCUGAUCGACUUUGGCCAGAAAGAGUUUGGCUGCUGUGGAGGCGUGACGUACACUGACUGGUCUCAAAACAUGUACUUCAAAUGUGACAAAGACAACCCCAGCAGAGAGCGCUGCUCCGUCCCCUUCUCCUGCUGUAUCUUGAGCAAAGACAAGGUGGUUAUAAACACCAUGUGUGGUCAGGGCAUGCAGGAGUUAGAGUUUGUCCAGGCUGGAGAUUACAUCCACACUAACGGCUGCAUAGACAAGCUGGUGAACUGGAUCCACAGUAACCUGUUUUUACUGGGAGGCGUAGCACUCGGGCUAGCUAUACCACAGCUUGUCGGCAUCCUCUUGUCUCAGAUAUUAAUCAACCAGAUCAAAGACCAGAUUGAGCUCCAGAACUACAGCCUCAAGCACCGCUCCGACCCCUGGAGCUGACCAAAGCUGGAUCAAACCAGAAUUUGAUGAAAAGCGGCGAUGCUUCCAGGUUAAUGCCCAUUCUCUGACAGAACAUCUGUCACGUCUGCUUGGACCGAACAUUCAGCUUCAUUGGUUGUGGGCUUAAAAACACAAGACACGUGUUAGGCUAGAGAAUGGACAAACAUCUAAUGUCCUUUCAAAUACUUGGCCUGUAAGAAGCAAGCAUUGUCAUGGAAGUCAGAAAAACACAUAGAAGAAAAAUAGGACUCUGUCUCCACCUACUGGACAGGCUUGUGCUUAAAUUUACCAAACACUGUACAUUGGUGUCAUGAAAUCAGAUCCUUCUUUUUAUAAUGACAUUUUUAUAGAAUUUAAUGAAUGCAUUGUUACAGAGUUUAUUUUGUUUGCUUGUCUCCUCUGCACCACAGAUUUUGUAAAUUUUAUCUAACUGAAAAGUGUUAUAGUUUUUGAACAUACAUUAUUUUCAUAGACUUUUACAAUUGAAUGAUGUCAAUGCUCAACAAUGCUUCUCAAAGCUGCCAGCAUAUGUGAGUUUCCCCUGAUAUUUUCUCAACAAUUGUCUCAUAUGUGAUUUUUGUAGCUAAGAUGCUGGUUAAAAUACAACCCCAACUAAUAAAAAGAUGGGAUGCUGUGUUAAAUGUUGAUAAAAACAGGUUUGAGAAUCA